AUGGACUUUUCCUGCCGGUGCUCUGACCUCGUCAUCUCACAUCCCCAGAUCGCCGGUGCAACUGUCAAUUACCUCCACACAAACCUAGUCCACAAUGCAUCUGACUAUGUUUCUGAGAUUGAAUAUAUCAACCAUGGCCCUAUAAACGUCACAGAUGUAUCAUAUUGCCAUGUUUCGCUGGGCUAUACGCACACCCACCACCCAGAGCUUGUGAAUGUCGAGGUGUGGCUGCCGACGAAUACAUGGCAUGGACGCCUGAUGGGACUAGGCGGAGGGGGGUUCGAUUGUGGGCGUUACCCUGAAAACAUGAUAGCCAUGCUUGGCGCAGUGGGAGAGGGCUAUGCUGCCGUGUCGACAGACUGCGGCCACACCAUGGAGCAGGAUCUCUCUGAGUGGCUGCUCGAGAAUCCCGGGCGAGUCGAUUUGCAUCUUCUUGGGGGUUUUGCGUCUGUCGCGCUGAAUGACGCGGCGCUUAUUGGCAAGAGUGUUGCUAAGAGCUUUUAUGGAGUCGAGCCUGGCUAUUCGUACCUUAGCGGGUGUUCUCAAGGCGGAUGGCAGGGGAUGAUGCUUGCGCAAAGAUAUCCGACUGCGUAUGAUGGGAUCGCUGCUUCAUCUCCGGCGGUAUACUGGCCAAAAUUGUUUUUUACGGAGCGGCCGCAAGCGGGUUGCCAUAGACAUGGUAGCAUGGGUCGAAAGAGGCAGUGUCCCAAAAUACCUGCUGGCGUCCUUCACUGA
Molecule: messenger RNA, 735 nt
Organism: Aspergillus calidoustus
Lineage: Eukaryota; Fungi; Ascomycota; Eurotiomycetes; Eurotiales; Aspergillaceae
Source: the annotation of a GenBank genome assembly